Messenger RNA from Harmonia axyridis, 2811 nucleotides. RefSeq lists its product as uncharacterized. The record is from RefSeq and is a predicted model, not a curated record. The coding region runs from base 1 to 2811 and encodes 936 amino acids. The transcript has a single exon. Lineage: Eukaryota; Metazoa; Arthropoda; Insecta; Coleoptera; Coccinellidae.
AUGGACUCAACAUUAGAGUUAAGAAACAAACGUGGUGUAAUCAAAGCGCAACUUACUCGAUUUACAACAUUUUUGAACAACAUAUCAGAUAAAAAAAUAACUGAAUUACCCGACAGACUUCUAAAAUGUGAGGAAUUAUGGGAUGUUUUCGAAUCAAUUCAAUCGCAAAUUGAAGUUAUUGAUGAAAGAGAAUUAGAUUCUAAUGAAAGGCAAACAUUUGAGGACUCAUUUUAUGAUACAGUUUCAAGAGCAAAAGAAAUACUCUCUAAUUCAACGCAACAUAAUGCAAAAACAACGGUGAACAAUCAACCAAUAUCAGAGCAUGUACCAUUAGUUUCAAGUACUAUCAAAUUACCCACCUUAGAAUUACCACAUUUCAAUGGAGCAUAUGAUCAAUGGAUUCAAUUCAGAGAUACAUUCAAGUCUUUAAUACACACAAGUACUACUUUAAGCAAUAUACAGAAAUUUCAUUAUUUACAAUCAUGUCUUAAAGAUGAAGCUGCGCAAAUCAUUCAUUCACUAGAAAUAUGUGAUAAAAAUUAUGAAACAGCAUGGAAACUUUUACAAGAACGAUUUGAAAAUAAACGCCUCAUUGUACACAAGCAUAUAAGAUCACUUUUCGAAUUAGAGCCCCUUACGAAAGAUUCAUUAACCUUACUUCGAAAGUUAUCGGAUGAUGUCAAAAAGAAUUUACGUGCAUUAAAGUCAUUAGAUCUACCAACUGAAUCAUGGGAUGCACUUCUCAUAUAUAUGAUUUCAAGUAAAUUUGACCCGAGUACCAAAAUGGAAUGGGAAAAAACAAUAGUUUCAAAUACCUUACCAGACAUGGAACAGUUGUAUGGUUUCUUAGCGCAGAGAUGUCAAAUUCUAGAAACAAUUGCAUCCUGUAAACCAGUCAAUACAAGUAAAGGCAUUAAUUCAUUAGAACAAGGAUAUAAAUCGCGUACAAAUAAAAACAACUUCUCGAAAUCAUUUCUUUCAACAAAUCAAUCGAACUCUUGUCCUUUCUGCAAACAGGCACAUUACCUUUAUCAAUGCCAAAAAUUCAUUGACUUACCAUCAAAAUCAAAAUAUAACGAGGUCAAACAACUCAAACUAUGUAUCAAUUGUUUACGUUCAAAUCAUUUUAGUCCUGAUUGUCAUGCAAGCGGCUGCAAAAAGUGCGGAAGAAAGCAUAAUACAUUGUUACAUUCAGAAUCUUUUGAGAGGAAAUAUUCUAAUAGAAGCAAUCAUCUAGAAUCGAACAACAAUCAAUCGAACCUUCAUGCGGAUCAGGCAUCUACAAGCCACCAAAGGGAAAAAACAGAAUCAUCAAUAUCUACUCAUUGUUCUUUUAAUCAAUCUCAAAUACUUCUUUCAACAGCACUUGUAUACGCAAUUGAUAAAUACAAUCAACCACACGAAGUGAGAGUUUUACUGGAUAGUGGUUCAAUGAAAAACUUUAUAACAUCGGAUAUGUGCAAUAUAUUACAUUGGCCGAAACAAAAGAUCAAUUCGUCAAUUUCUGGCAUUAAUGAAACAGUAACAAGUUCAACAUAUAUGACGCAGGGUACAAUAAAAUCCAAAUUCAAUCAUUUCAAGUUAAAUACCACAUUUGUUGUUUUGGAUAAAAUCACAGACAAUUUACCUAUCAAGAAAUUAAACAUUAAUGAACUGAAAAUUCCCGAUAAUUUAACAUUAGCUGACAAUUCAUUUAAUGUACCUGCUCCAAUAGAAAUGCUACUUGGGGUAACUGUAUUUUACGAUUUGUUGUGUGUGGGACAAAUACGCCUUCAAAGGGGUCAUCCUAUUAUGCAAAAAACUAAAUUGGGAUGGAUAAUUUCGGGAUCCUUAUUUUCAACGCCCAAGCCCAAUUAUGACGAGGUAUCGGUAUGCAAUUUAUCCACGGAUUCCAUUGGACAGCAAUUGGAAAAAUUUUGGGUUAUGGAGGAUUACGACAAUAGACCAAGGCUAAAUAAAGAAGAAAGGGAAUGCGAAAUAAAUUUUAUUCAAUCUACCAAACGGGAAGAGGAUGGACGAUUCUCGGUAACAUUACCCACAAGGGAAAAAAUAUCGGAACUUGGCAGUUCCUAUGAAACUGCAGUGCGGCGAUUUGACAUGUUAGAAGCGAAAUUCAGAAAAAACGUAAAUUUCAAAAAACAAUACACGGAAUUCAUGAACGAAUAUAUCGAGUUGGGACAUAUGAAAAAAUUAGCUCAAAACAAAGAAAAUCACAACGAAAGAAACGUAUUUUAUUUGCCACAUCAUGGAGUCUUCAAGGAUGGUAGCGAGACAACAAAAUUGCGUAUUGUGUUUGACGGUUCUUGCAAAACAGAUACAGGAAUCAGUUUAAAUGAUUGUCUGCAUGUUGGACCAACAUUGCAGGAUGAUCUUUUCACAAUUUUAAUUAGAUUCCGGCAACAUAAUAUCGUGAUCUCAGCGGACAUUUGCAAAAUGUAUCGCCAGGUGUAUGUCCAAGAGGAGCAAAGAGAUCUGCAAAGAAUCUUAUGGCGGGCUGAACCCAGUAAACCGAUUGAUACAUAUGUGCUCAAUACCGUCACUUACGGAACGUCACCAGCAGCAUUUCUCGCCAUACGGAGUUUACAACAGGUUGGAUUAGAUAAAAGAAAAAACUAUCCAGUAGCAAGUAACAUGAUCUUGAACGAUUUCUACGUAGAUGACCUUUUAUCGGGGGGAAACAGCGUUCAAGAGGUCAAGCAGGCAAGGGCAGAUUUAAUUAAAAUAUUAGGCGAAUAUGGUUUCGUUUUGAGAAAAUGGAUGUCCAACAAACAAGAAGUAUUAACCCUUAAUUACUACACAAAAAUUUUGUAA